Molecule: messenger RNA, 1303 nt
Organism: Dentiscutata heterogama
Lineage: Eukaryota; Fungi; Glomeromycota; Glomeromycetes; Diversisporales; Gigasporaceae
Source: the annotation of a GenBank genome assembly
AUGUCUGACAACAUAUUCGUAAAAUAUAUAAAGAUUGUCAAUGAACGUAAUGGUGCUAUCGCUAUUCGUGGACAAGUUUUAAUACAAAAUUCUUGUAAAGAAGAAAAAACAGUCACAAUAGAGUACACUACUGAUUCAUGGGACACGGACUAUCGGGUGAAUGCAACUUGGUCAUGCGCCUCUAAAGAAUUCUUUUUCGAUUAUACUACCGAUGAUAAUUAUUCAAAUAAUUCAAAUAAUUCAAUUGAUGAAGAACGUAAAAAAUUAGAUGAAAUACGCAAGCAAUUAGAAAAUGAACGUAGAAAAUUAGAUGAAAAUGAAGAAUUUACACGUAGACAACUGGAAGAAGAACGUAAACAAUUGGAAGACGAACGUAAUCAAUUAGAUGAAGUACGUAAACAAUUAGAUGAAGAGCGUAGGCAAUUAGAAAAACAAGUGAUGGAAAUAAACUACAAUGAGAAUAAUACAAAUAGCAGUUCUUCUCAAUUGUCUAACAGCAUAUUCGUAAAAUCAAUAAAGAUUGUCAACGAUUCUAAUGGUGUUAUCGAUUUUCAGGGGCAGGUUGUGGUACAAACUUGUGGUUCUGACAAAUCUGUAACAAUAGAAUACACUACCGAUUCAUGGGUCACGAACAAUCGCGUAAUUGCAACUUGGUCUCAUACUCUUUCUUCUGAACAAGACUCGUAUUAUUUUAUGAUCUCUGUUUCUAAAAGUUCUAGCUUACCACUAUAUCUUGAAUUUAUGGCUCAAUGUAAUGUCUCUGGUUUCGUCUUAUGGACUAAUAGUUAUGAAUAUUUAUAUGAUGUGGGAACUCCUAAAGAACUUUUUUUCAAUGAUACUUUCAACGAAAAUUAUAUCGAUAGUUUCUUCCUUCAGAAUAUAUCAGAUGACGAAAAAAAAGAAUGUUCAAUAUGUACUGAAAAUGUUGAUAUUAAAGCCUUUUUGAAUGUUACGGAUUUAUGCUGUCACGAUAGUAACAUAUGUCGUGAGUGUAUCGGUGAAUAUAUCAAACAUGAACUUGAGGAUAAAGGAAAUAUCAAUAUUUCAUGUCCGUUAGAAGAUUGUCAUGAGAUUUUGCGAGAACAGGAUGUGAAAGAAUUUACCAGCGAAGAUGUGUUUGCAAAAUAUGAACGACUUAUGAUAAAUUUUGUUUUAUCACAAAUUCCUACUUUUCAAUGGUGUUUAAAUCCAAAUUGUGGAUCGGGUCAAGAUCAUUAUCAAGGAGAGAAUGUUCCGAUAAUGACUUGUAAUGCUUGCGGCCAUAAAUCCUGUGUCGUGCAUGGAACUCCAAUUUCCGAUGGAU